AUGGCCAUCGACCCGGUGGUAGCGCUUCUGCUGGGCCAAUCUGCCGACCACCGGGUACUCGCCUUCGCCGACGACCUGUGCCUGAUAGCCGACUCUCCGGGGGAGCUCCAGGCAUCCAUCGACGCAGCGCAUGACGGCCUGGAGAUGCUUGGGCUCCGGCUGAAUGCGGCAAAGUGUGCGUCGCUCCAUUUGUCGGGUCGGUGUCCGGUGGGUGUCCGGGACACGCAAUUUCUGCUGCGGGGUUCCCCCCUUCGUCCGCUUGCCGAGAGUGAAGCGGCCACCUUCCUCGGCGCCCAGGUCGGAUUCAACGUCGUCCCACCUCUGUCCACCCUAGCGGAGAUUAUUGCCAUCGGUCUGCGUAUUGCCAGGAGCAAACUCGCGCCCUGGCAGCGGAUCGAUGCGCUCAAAACCUUUUUUUACCCCUCGACCAUCCAUUUACAACGGUUGGGGACAUUCUCAAAGACGGAUUGGGCUAGGGUAGACAGGAUCCUGCGGCCUGAAAUCAAGGCGACUCUAUACUUGCCGCAUGAGGCGUCGGGGGAGUACCUGUACGGGUCCACCAAGCGAGGCUGCUGCGGGAUCCGACUCCUUGCCGAGGACUCCGACAUCGCUGCUGUGGAUAGUGGGUUCAAGCUGAUCACUUCCCCGGACGUGAGGGUAGCCGGUGAUGCUGCUGAGCACGUGCAGGAGGUCACCAGGCGGAGGAUCAGCAAGGACCCCUCCAUCCACGAGGUCGGCUCCUAUCUAUCAGGCGAGGAGGAAGGCGUGUUCCGGGAGGUCCGGGGCACGGGAGUCGCUGGUGUGUGGUCGAGGGCGCGGAACGCCUCCAAGCGGCUUGGUGUCAAGUGGUCGCUGGAUGGUGCCCCCUCCAUCACACACGAAGGCACGGUGCUGGGAGGUAAGCACAGGCGGGCGGUCAUGAGAACCGUACGCGACACUCUGCGGCUCAAACGAAGCGACGCCUUGAUCGCGAAACCGGAUCAAGGUAGAGCCGUAGAGUGCGUGGCCGCCCACGCUGCUUCCUCCCACUUCUUGAGGGAUGGCGACUUCACGAGGUUCGCCGACUGGCGCUUUGUGCAUCGCGCCAGGCUAAACCUCGUGCCGUUGUAUGGCUCCUCGUUGUGGCGAGCCUGUGACCGUAGGUGUAGACGAUGUGGGUACAUAAAUGAAAGCCUAUCUCACGUCGUCGACCGCUGCAUGCGGUACACCGCGCUCUACAUGGCGAGGCACAACGCCAUAGUAGCCAUAGUCGCCAGGAUCAAGAAGGCGGCAUCCACGAAGUUUGAGGUCCUCUCCGAGAAUUAG
Myzus persicae (green peach aphid) is the source of this 1305-nucleotide messenger RNA. RefSeq lists its product as uncharacterized. NCBI's taxonomy places the organism in Eukaryota, Metazoa, Arthropoda, Insecta, Hemiptera, Aphididae. The transcript has a single exon. Bases 1 to 1305 code for a protein of 434 amino acids. The record is from RefSeq and is a predicted model, not a curated record.